GAGAUGAUCCCCAGAGAAGACUUGGAGAAACUCAAGUCUAAGAUGGUCCCCAAGGAAGACGUGGAGAAACUGAAGUCUGAGAUGGUCCCCAAGGAAGACGUGGAGAAACUGAAGUCUGAGAUGGUCCCCAAGGAAGAAGUUGAAGAGAUGAAGACGCUGAUGGUGAGUCUUGAGGAGUUUGAGGAACUGAAGGAAGCGAACGACUCGGAGGUGGCGUUCCUGUCUAAGAAAGUGGAGGAGACAGAGAGGCAGUGCAAGGAGGCCAGGGCAAUGGUGCAGAAGUUAGAAGCUGACAACACAUCCCUGACCAGGCAGUUGGAAGACCAGGUUUCUCCCAGUAAAGUUCUCGCUGACAAGAACUCCCAACUGGUGAAAGAGCUGAACAGCAAGAUGGCGCAGUUACAAGAGUUCAACGAGGAACACGUAGAAACUGUCAAGAUCACCAAAGAGCUUCUCCGAGAGAAGGAGAAAGAGAACAGAGAGCUCAAACAGGCGAUGAAGUCUCUUCAACGCGAGGCAGACGACUCACAAGAAGAAGUCUCCAUACUGAAGGAACAACUCAAGAAGAAUGCAGACACGGCAGCUUCUAAAAGCACUGAGCAGGAGAACGCAGUCAAGACCAUGAAACAGGAGGUCAAGUCACUGGAAGGAAGAGUUAAGAAGCUGACAGAGGAGAGCCUACAGCUAAAGGACCAGUUGAAGGAUCGGGAGAAAGACUCAGCAAGCAAAGCAGUACAGCAGGAGAACCACAUGCUAGAGCUGGAGACGUUGAGUUUCGAGUUAGAAACGACGAAGCGAGAUAAAUCGAAGCUAGAGAAGCAGCUGAAGCUACAGCAGGAAGAAGCCUCCAUGAGGAAGGCAGACGAAAACCAGCAGCUGGAAGAGAUGGACAGACUGAAGGACGAGAUCCAGGGUCUGAAAUCAGAAAACCUGCAGGCUAAGGAGAAGCUACGGGACCUGGAGGAGGAAAACUCACUAAAAGCAACGUUUGUGGAGAAAGAAGCCAUCCAGAUGCAGGCCUUAAAGGAAAAGAUCGAGUCGGUGGAAGGUGAGAAUCUUGACCUGAAGGUCGAACUAGAGGAAGCCAAGGACGUGACAGCCCAGCUGAACGAGAGAAUAAAAGAGCUUCAGGAGGAGGAGUGUAAGAAGGUGGGAGAAGCAGAGAAGAGGGAGUCUGUGCAAAUGCAGUCACUAAGGGACCAGAUCAACACUUUACAACAGCAGAAUACCGAUCUUCAGGAUAACCUCAGCAGCCAGGAGGUUCGGAUGCGGGAGGCUCGGGAGAUCAACACCCAGCUGGGGACCCGGGUCCAGGAGCUGGAGAGGGAGAGAGCACUCCGGAUCAUCGGCGAGGAGACCGAGUCCAACCAGCUGAAGUCACUAAAGAACCAAGUGCAGUCCCUGGAAGACGAGAAGCAACAAAUCCAAGACAAACUAAAGGAACAAGUUCAAAGUCUUGACCUUGAGAACCAGCAGCUUCAGGACAGGUUAAGACAGAAGGAAGCGGAGACAGCAAACAGGGCGGCGGAGGAUGCGAAGAUCGAGGGGAAACUGGAAGAGUUUAAGUCAAAACUUGCAAGACUGGAGGAGAUCAACCAGGAACAACAGACCAGACUAGAGAAACAGGAGUCCCUGAUAGCCCAGUCUGCAGCAGAUGGCAGGGUGAAGAAGCAGGUUGAAGCCCUCAGGAGCCAGCUUUCCAGGCUACAGCUACAACAUACGGAAGCCAACAGGAGACACAAGGAGCAGAUCAGCACCUACCGUACACACCUGCUCAGCUCCAUACAGGGCACCAUGGAUGUGGAGGUGGAGACAGCGCUGAAACAAAUCCUGCAGGUCCGAGGGUCGGCUGAGGACUACUGCUAAUGUUGAAGAGACCCCCAUGUGGAUAAGAUACCUGCAGUGUCCUGAGAUGAUGGAGAAGUGUGGCUCUGAGGAGAGACAUGUUUAUCACACACACAGCAGCAGGGUGCAAGUCUACACACAUCAAUACAAGAUGAAGUUACAUCAACCUUAUGUAUCGAGAUGAGGAACGGCAAGGCAUGAAGUUGUUUUUUGACACUUGCCAGAUAACAGCUAAAAUUUGUGCUUUUCUAAGAUCCUGUGUGGUCACACAUUUGUGUUAGCUUAUCUUCUCUAAGGUUCCUGCAUGGCAACUACUUUGUUUCUUUAUUUGUUUGCUUGCAUUUUGGGCCAAAAUUGCUUUUUUUAUCUGAUGGCAUUUCAGUCUUAUUACAGUCAGUUUCUUGUGGACCAAGAAAAGCCUGACUCAUGGCGCCAGCUAGGGAGUAUUCUAGAUUUAGAAAGAGCUAUAAAGGUUAGCAGAAAGAGCUAAUUAAAAAUCUUCUCGUAAAGAGCUAAAGUUACUCAGAAAGGGCUAACUAACUACAUUCACAAAAGCCUGUCAGAAAGAGCGGACU
Molecule: messenger RNA, 2420 nt
Organism: Branchiostoma floridae (Florida lancelet)
Lineage: Eukaryota; Metazoa; Chordata; Leptocardii; Amphioxiformes; Branchiostomatidae
Product: myosin heavy chain, embryonic smooth muscle isoform-like
Exons: 11
Coding region: 4-1866 (620 amino acids)
Source: RefSeq, a predicted model, not a curated record